CACAUUUUUCGUCCAAGUCUCUUUUUCUGAUUGGCUCCUGAAGAGUAAACCCAGCAUUCCACACUGUUUAGCUGCAGCAGCUUUUCCACUGCAGACUUGUGGGUUUUCUUUUCCUCACCUGGAGUCCCUGAACACUCUGAAGGCUGAUGACUAAAAGUUCACCUUGUGACUUCUAGCGCAUCUGAGGACAGCUCAUCGACAGUAUUGUGGUGUUAGUGGAAACAUGUUUGUGUCAGCAGUGAAUGCCAUCAUCUUGCUGUGUUUCUGUUCACUCCAUCCUGCUUAUGGACAGGACUGUCCAAGUAGGCUGGAAAUACAAGGAUCUCUGAAGCAGGUCCAGAAGCUCCUGUCAGCCCAUGAAGCCUCCUACUUACAGAGUCUACGCAACCUGAAGAAGAAAAUUAAUUUACUUCAGAGCAGUGCAGGGAAGCAGACAAAAGCCACAAACAGUACUUGCCCAAAACUGGAUGCUCCUAUCAGUGGGAGAAAACUGGGCAAAUCCCACAGCGUUGGCCAUGAGGUCCAUUUUCUCUGUGACCGGGGUUAUGAACUUGUGGGAUCAGAGACCAGGGUUUGUCAGGAAAGCCUGACCUGGAGCGGCCAGCAGCCCACCUGCCGAGACAUCAAUGAGUGUGCAUCGUCUCCCUGCAUGAAUGGUGGGACGUGUGUGGAUGAGGUGAACCAGUUUUCUUGUGUCUGUGCCAAGGGUUGGGCUGGAGCUACCUGUCAGAGUCCUGUGCCAACAUUCUUCAUCACCAUGACAAACACUUCAGCCGCCACUGCUGCUGCUACCACCUUACCAGCUGCCACCACUGGGCCUUUUGUUCGUCCAUCACGUUGCAGUACAGUGCAAGGGACCACCCACUGCACCUGUGAGCCAGGAUACACUAUCUCUGGCAGAGACAGCUACACCUGCACUGAUAUAGAUGAAUGUGAGCUAUUCCAUAAUGGACAAGCUGGCAGAUUGUGUUUACAUGCUUGUGUUAAUACUCCUGGAGGCUACCGCUGUUCCUGUCCAACUGGGUACAAUGUGACCCGAGAUGGACGAAGCUGUAAAGAUAUUGAUGAGUGUGCCACCAGGCAAAACGACUGCACUAAGGACCAGAUGUGUGUUAACACAUAUGGUGGUUUCCAGUGUGUUCGUGUGGACUGCCCAAAAAUUCCUAAUGCUACAUAUGUCAAGACAUCCCCAAUGCGUUGUGAACGUAAUCCCUGUCCAGUUGACAACAAAGCUUGCUCUCAGGCCCCGAACUCAUUCUCCUAUCAUUACCUGGCCGUUGUGUCCAACCUGUCAGCUCCUCGCGUUAUGUUCAGAGUCUCAGCACUGCGUCCAAUAGGUGACACGCUUCGCUUCUCCUUGCUUGGUGGAAAGCAAGCUCGUCGCCACUUCACUGUCCAGCGUUCAGACCGCCUGACAGGUCAGCUGAUGCUGGUGAGCCCAGUGCAGGGUCCCACCACUCUGGAGGCAGAAGUGGAGAUGAGUGAGCUGGAGAGACGAGUCCAGCUGGGGAGGUAUAUCACCAAAGUCACCAUGUUUGUUUCCCAGUAUGAAUUCUAAAAACAGGAAAAAAUGUAUUUAUUGUACUAAGAGGAGCAGUUUAGAAGAUGAAAGAUGAACAAUAAAGUAACAGUUAGGUUGUACGAGAUAAAGACAUAGGCAGUCCAUACUGAGAUAGAGUAUUAUUUUUGUAAAUGUUAUCGUAACAUUCAGGAUAACUUUUAACAUGUCAACAACAUUGUAACCCUAACAUCAUUAAACUUCAU
Molecule: messenger RNA, 1764 nt
Organism: Melanotaenia boesemani (Boeseman's rainbowfish)
Lineage: Eukaryota; Metazoa; Chordata; Actinopteri; Atheriniformes; Melanotaeniidae
Product: fibulin-7-like
Exons: 8
Coding region: 224-1558 (444 amino acids)
Molecular function (GO): calcium ion binding
Source: RefSeq, a predicted model, not a curated record